This is a messenger RNA of Nannospalax galili (Upper Galilee mountains blind mole rat), 3881 nucleotides long. RefSeq names its product polypeptide N-acetylgalactosaminyltransferase 17 (gene Galnt17). Gene Ontology annotation, cellular component: Golgi apparatus. The record is from RefSeq and is a predicted model, not a curated record. Lineage: Eukaryota; Metazoa; Chordata; Mammalia; Rodentia; Spalacidae.
UGGGGACUUGGAACGUGUCCGGGAAAACCGGUGGCGCUGUGCGCACUGGUGAGUUUGGCUGGCGGGGUGGGGGCGGAGAGGACGUCGCGCUGGGUCCCUGCUCCCGCCCCUUUCCUGCUGUCCCCCCACUUUGAGAGAGUCAUUGAGAUUCGAGCGUGACUGCGGAGCUGUGAGGAUGCAGGAAGCGGGCGCGGGAUUUUCCUUCUCCCGAAGUGAUGGAGAGGGCCGGUGAACUGAACAAAGACACCCUCCGGGAGGAGCCGGUCCUCCGCUGAAGAGUACUGUCCCCGUGCCCCGACGGCCGCCUGAGGGCUAGAGUGGUGACCCUGCUGCUCCAGGAGUGGCGCGCUCUUCCGCGGGCGGGUGCAGAGCCCGGAGCCGGGCACCUGCGCGCCACUCCUGCCACAUCUCUGGAGCAUCUCUAACUGCCACCUGGUUGGUCCUGGAGGUCUACAGCUCCCGAGUUCCAAGAUCCAGAGGCGACCCGGUUGCUGGUGCAACGGACCUUGAUAUUUGGCUGCGACUCUUGCGAAGGGCUGCGCGCUUGUGGACGGAGCAGGCAUUUCACGGACACUUUUGCAAGCUAGAGGCUUCGGUCUGAGCGAACACUCCCUGUCUCCAUCCUCUCCAGAGGUGUCUGUCCUCUGAGGCACUAGUGCUUUGGGAGCCCGCAGCAGCUGGGGUUCCACCCCCCUCCCCUCUACCCCGGCUGUGAUCAGCUGUGUGAGGUUAGCAGGGUCCCAGGCUGCCCAGCGCCUCGCAGGUGAGGCAGGUGGAGGCGCGGGUCCAGGGAGAGGACCGGCCGGGUUGUUUGAUGGCUUCACUGAGGAGAGUCAAAGUGCUGUUGGUGUUGAACUUGAUCGCGGUGGCCGGCUUCGUGAUCUUUUUAGCUAAGUGCCGGCCCAUCGCGGUGCGCAGCGGAGACGCCUUCCACGAGAUCCGGCCGCGCGCAGAGGUGACCAACCUCAGUGCGCACAGCACCAGCCCCAUUCAGGAUGCGGUCCUCAAGCGCCUGUCGCUGCUGGAAGACAUCGUUUACCGGCAACUCAAUGGCCUAUCCAAAUCACUUGGACUCAUUGAAGGCUACGGUGGGCGUGGCAAAGGGGGCCUUCCUGCGACCCUUUCCCCCUCUGAAGAAGAAAAGGCCAAAGGACCUCAUGAGAAGUAUGGCUACAAUUCCUACCUCAGCGAAAAGAUUUCGUUGGAUAGGUCCAUUCCGGAUUAUCGGCCCACUAAGUGUAAGGAACUCAAAUACUCUAAGGAGCUGCCGCAAAUCUCCAUCAUCUUCAUCUUUGUGAAUGAGGCCCUGUCAGUGAUCCUGCGGUCAGUACACAGUGCUGUCAAUCACACACCCACACACUUGCUGAAGGAAAUCAUCCUGGUGGAUGACAACAGUGAUGAAGAAGAGCUGAAGGCACCCCUGGAGGAGUAUGUCCACAAACGCUACCCUGGGCUGGUGAAGGUGGUUCGCAAUCAAAAGAGAGAGGGCCUGAUCCGAGCUCGCAUUGAGGGCUGGAAAGCAGCCACCGGCCAGGUCACUGGCUUCUUUGAUGCCCAUGUGGAAUUCACUGCUGGCUGGGCCGAGCCAGUUCUAUCCCGCAUCCAGGAAAACCGGAAGCGAGUCAUCCUCCCCUCCAUUGACAACAUCAAGCAGGAUAACUUCGAGGUACAGCGCUAUGAGAACUCAGCCCAUGGGUACAGCUGGGAGCUGUGGUGCAUGUAUAUCAGCCCUCCCAAAGACUGGUGGGAUGCAGGAGACCCAUCCCUCCCUAUCAGGACACCAGCCAUGAUUGGCUGCUCAUUUGUGGUCAACAGGAAGUUCUUUGGUGAAAUUGGUCUACUGGACCCUGGGAUGGAUGUGUACGGAGGGGAAAAUAUUGAACUUGGAAUCAAGGUGUGGCUAUGCGGUGGCAGUAUGGAGGUCCUUCCAUGCUCGAGGGUGGCCCACAUUGAGCGGAAGAAGAAGCCAUACAACAGCAAUAUCGGCUUCUAUACCAAGAGGAACGCACUCAGGGUGGCCGAGGUCUGGAUGGAUGACUACAAGUCUCAUGUGUACAUAGCAUGGAAUCUGCCACUGGAGCUUCGUAACAACAAGGCCAAGGAUGUCUGCUUGGACCAGGGGCCACUGGAGAACCACACAGCAAUACUGUACCCAUGCCAUGGCUGGGGACCACAGCUCGCCCGAUAUACCAAGGAAGGCUUCCUGCACUUGGGUGCUCUGGGGACCACCACCCUCCUCCCUGACACUCGCUGUCUGGUGGACAACUCCAAGAGCCGACUGCCGCAGCUCCUGGACUGUGACAAGAUCAAGAGCAGCUUGUACAAGCGCUGGAAUUUCAUCCAGAAUGGAGCCAUCAUGAAUAAGGGCACAGGGCGCUGCCUGGAGGUGGAGAACCGGGGCCUGGCUGGCAUUGAUCUCGUCCUCCGAAGCUGUACAGGACAGAGGUGGACAAUCAAGAACUCCAUCAAGUAGCUGGAAGGAACUGGGGCAAGCAGAGCCCAGCCUCAGGACCAGCCACACGGGGGAGAGACAGCAGGGGCCCAGCCGGUGCUCGGUGGACCUCCCAGGGCUCCUCCAGGGCAGCCCCAGAUAAAAACUAAGCUCCCUUCGGGUAUCCAGCUGCCCUGAGGCUCUGCACUUUGGAAAUCUCCCCACUCUCUUCGCUGGGAGCUGCAUCUUCCGGGUACCAAGGAGUGAGCCUGUCCACAUCUCUCCACCCAUCAUAACCUACUCUAGCAUCAGCCACUGGGCCUGGCAGAGUCCUCUUCCUCCUCUCUCAUCCUUUGCAGCAGCCGCUUAUUAAACUUACCCUGCUCUCCAAGAAGUAGGGAGGUACUGGGGUCUUCAGCCAUAAUCUAGCUACCCUUAAAAGAAGGAGGAGGCAGCGAGACCCCAAGAUUCACAGAGAAAAUCUCUGCCCAGCUGCUGGUUCAUAUGCAAGGCAGCAGCCACUCCUCUGACCCGCCCAUGGGGAUUUGGGGGAAUUACAGCUCUGGACUUUUCUGGAUUCUUCGUGAAGCUCCCUCACAGUCCCCUGGGAACAUCACCCACCUGUGUCUGGAGGGAGCCAGAAUCAACAGAGCAGGCAGAGAGGGAGCAGCAGCAAAGGCCUGAAUGAAGAGGCCAGCCCGGCAAAGAGCACAGGGACCUCCAGGAUGCUCAGCUCAGCUCCGUUCCUUUCACCCCAUACUCUGCUGGCUCACUGCGGGGACAGAAGCAGUGGUUUCCUCUCUUCGGAGUCAUUGCUUCUUUCUGGUUGCCCUCUGGUUAGGGUGCACUUAUAAAUCAGAGUUAAUAUAUGGGUGUGUGUGCAUGCAUGGGGAAGCAAGCUUGCGCUUGUCUGGGUGAUGCGUAUGGCGAGGUGUGUGCUGGUUUGUGUGAGUGUAAUCCCGUGCUAGAGCAGAAUUAGCUGUGUGGUUUGGACUUGUGGCUUUAUUGAUCACCAAACGGGAUGGGGGCACUAAGACACUAAGAAGAAUGGGGGGGGUGGCCCCAUGUCACUGGCUCACUGGCCCAGAGGACAUGGCUCUGUCUUGCGUGCUGGGGUACCCCUUCUCCUUCCCCCGUCCCCACUGCUGUUCUUGGCCUACAGCUGCCCAGGGCCAAACGCAGCAGCUGUCCUGAAGGGCCCAGGGAGCCUCAUUUGGUGACUGCCCCAUCCGCAUAUCUCCCAUAUUGUGAAAUAAAUGUUAGCAGUUCCACAGCCAGCCUCCAGCUUCUUUUGCUUUGGGAUUUUUCUAGUGUUUUUGUUGCUGUGAUUUUGUGGUUCGGGCUUAAGCCCCAGCGACUUACAUUUACUGCACAACACUCUACACUGAGCUACAAUCCUUGGCAAAGAAAUGUUUUUGAUUCUUCCAGCACCAACCAGGAGGGGAAUUCC